Molecule: messenger RNA, 2150 nt
Organism: Stegastes partitus (bicolor damselfish)
Lineage: Eukaryota; Metazoa; Chordata; Actinopteri; Pomacentridae
Gene: b4galt7
Product: xylosylprotein beta 1,4-galactosyltransferase, polypeptide 7 (galactosyltransferase I)
Exons: 6
Coding region: 392-1360 (322 amino acids)
Biological process (GO): carbohydrate metabolic process; proteoglycan biosynthetic process
Cellular component (GO): Golgi apparatus
Molecular function (GO): xylosylprotein 4-beta-galactosyltransferase activity
Source: RefSeq, a predicted model, not a curated record
CGCACUACAAUCGGCUUCUGUUUGAUGUUUCUCUCCGUGAUUUGAGCCCGAAACGUUUCUUCGGUCCGCGUCUGUCGCGUGAAAUGUGGCUUCCCGCCGCGGUGCGACUCUGACGGAGCCUCGGCGACGGGCGGUGCCGCGGAGCGAAGCCGGGCGGGUUCGGACCCGGAGCGGCGGUGAGCGCGACCCGGUACAUGCUACGUGUCCAGCGGCGGCAGCGGCAGCUAGCUAGCUAGCUAACGAGGCUAACAUGGAUCCGGAGCAGUAACCGGGACUCGAACCGCUCACCUCCCCGAGCAGCUGGAAACCGGCGGCGCAGAGCCAACAUGGACGACGGUCCGGCCGAUGGAGGCUAAAGUUCGGUCCGGUUCGGUUUAACUCGAGUCUAAAAAUGAUGUAUUCGUCGCGGAGGAAGCCGGUGCUGUACUUCAAGGAGGAGAGGAGGUUCCUGUCGGGGAAAUGCACCAUCUACAAGCUCUUUGGCCUCUGCAUGGUUCUGGUUCUGGUCUCUCUGCUCUGGCUGCAGCUCAGCUGUUCAGGUGACAUGUCCUCCAUGACCCACGAGGACCUGCGAGGCCCCCAGCCGCCGCCGCCGCCGCCCUGCCCGGCCGACGGUCAGGCGUCUGCGGCGGACGACCCGUCCUGGGGUCCUCACAAGCUGGCCCUGGUGGUUCCGUUCAGAGAGCGCUUCGAGGAGCUGCUGGUGUUCGUGCCCUUCAUGCACAGGUUCCUGAACAAGAAGAAGAUCCGCCACAAGAUCCUCAUCAUCAACCAGGUGGACCACUACAGGUUCAACCGGGCGUCUCUGAUCAAUGUGGGCUACCUGGAGAGCGGCAACGACACCGACUACCUGGCGAUGCACGACGUGGACCUGCUGCCGCUCAACGAGGCGCUGGACUACGGCUUCCCCGAGGACGGCCCGUUCCACGUGGCGUCGCCGGAGCUGCACCCGCUGUACCACUACAAGACGUACGUGGGCGGGAUCCUGCUGCUCACCAAGAAGCACUACCGCAUGUGUAACGGGAUGUCGAACCGGUUCUGGGGUUGGGGCAGAGAGGACGACGAGUUCUACCGGCGCCUGAGGAAAGCCGAGCUACAGCUGUUCAGACCUCACGGCAUCGACACUGGGUACAAAACCUUUCUGCACAUCCACGACCCGGCCUGGAGGAAGCGGGACCAGAAGAGAGUCGCCGCCCAGAAGCAGGAGCAGUUUAAGGUGGACCCGGAGGGCGGCCUGACCAACCUGCGGUACCAGGUGGAGUCCCGGCAGGAGCUGGUCAUCAGCGGCGCCCCCUGCACCGUCCUCAGCACCAAGCUGGAGUGCGACCAGAGCCUGACCCCCUGGUGCCUGCUGGGAUGAGGAGGCCCGCCUCGUCCUGCCACCGCGGUCUUUAAAGCUUGGUUCCGACCCGGAGCGCUCCAGCAGGUGGCGCUGCUGCGGCUCCACCAGUCUUAACCGGAUUUAAACGAACUGUUUACUGGAGGUACUUGGAGACAAUUAAUCUGCUGGUUGACGAGUCAGACAGCAGAGUUGGGUUCUGGUGGGUUCUAGUCGGGCUUCGACGGACGCUCCACCAACAAUCUGCCACGUGGCGCUGGAGCUUCAGACUGUUGGCUUCUCUUUUCUUCAGCUUUUUAUCCUCGUUGGUUCUUCUUUCUUUUGUUGUUGAACUCUGACCCGACAGGAGAAACGGUUCUGAUCUAAUCAGCAGACGUUCACCAAAGUCAAACAAACACCGUGGUGCUGGUUCUGUUCGCCGCUGUUAUGACUUAUUAUUUAAUAGAUCUCAUAGAAGUCCAACCAGAUCUGAAUAAAGCCCCUCUUCAGAACAUCUGGUUCUGUAUCUGCAGCACCUUCAUCCACUGACCAGAGUUCUGCCAGGUCCAUGAAGUCCACAGAGGGACGGGUCCAGAUUGAUCACUGACCCUGAGCCUCAGAACUUCAUCAGAACAGCAGAUAGACACAUGACAUUUAGGAGGAAGAACACAUCUGAGUUCUGGUAGAACCUGACACCAGAUCAGCAGUAUUAUGGGAUGUAAGAGACAAAAACCUCCCAAAGACACGUAAAACAAUCAGAACUGAAUGACAAAAAAGAGACGAAACAACAAAAACGAGCGACACAAUCACACAACACGAGACACAUGAGACA